Messenger RNA from Penicillium taxi, 183 nucleotides. RefSeq lists its product as uncharacterized. The coding region runs from base 1 to 183 and encodes 60 amino acids. The transcript has a single exon. Lineage: Eukaryota; Fungi; Ascomycota; Eurotiomycetes; Eurotiales; Aspergillaceae. The record is from RefSeq and is a predicted model, not a curated record.
AUGCUAGAACGAGACUUCCUCAAACGAGUCCUUUGUGGCUCUGAUAACUUGGUCUCGACCACCAAAGCUGAGACUAACAUUCUUGACCGAAUGCACCGGUUGACUGGAAGUAGCUCGCGCAAACAUCUUUCAGUUGACGAGCAAUCUCGCAACGAUGCAUCACUAAAGAGUAGCGUUAAGUGA